Eupeodes corollae is the source of this 1923-nucleotide messenger RNA. RefSeq names its product digestive cysteine proteinase 1 (gene 26-29-p). Lineage: Eukaryota; Metazoa; Arthropoda; Insecta; Diptera; Syrphidae. The transcript is spliced from 4 exons. Gene Ontology annotation, molecular function: cysteine-type endopeptidase activity. The record is from RefSeq and is a predicted model, not a curated record. Gene Ontology annotation, cellular component: lysosome. Gene Ontology annotation, biological process: immune response. Bases 162 to 1817 code for a protein of 551 amino acids.
AUUCUCAAAAAAUUCAGUUGCUGUAUAGCUCUCGUUUAAAGAAGACUUCAGUUUUAAAAAUAAUUGUUUUAAUAAUAUUCUAAGCAAAUAAAAGAAAAUUAUAGUUGUUUAAUAAAAUUAUUCAACUUAAUAAUUUCACUAUCAAAUCCUCUUUUUUUGCAAUGAGGUCGUUUUGUGUGUUUGCUGUUACUUUGGCGCUGGUUGCUUCAGUUUCAGCAACUAAACCUCCAAGAUGGGACGCCACGUACACCGUCAGUGGAACUUUGAAUAUUCCAUAUGCCGAAAUCAGUGAACCCUUUUACGCUUGGUAUGACAAAAACACCAAUCGUUCACGUAUUGAUUACUACGGUGACAUGGUCAAGACUUAUCAACUUGCCAACGAGGAUAAAUAUGGAACUUCAUUGAAAAUUGCUCCCGUCACCACAUCCUCUGAAUUGAAUAAGGAAACUUGUCUGCUUGUAAAUGGUACAGCUGAGAAUGUCAUUGAUAUUCAAUCAAUCUUGCCCGAUGCCAAGAGUUUUGUGCUCAUCGGUACCGAAACACUUCUUGGUUUGGUUUGUGAUAAAUUCCGUUUGGAAGAAGUGAUUGGCUCGAAGAAGAACAUCUAUACUCUGUGGGUGCGUUACAAGAAAUCUCCGAAAUUCCCAGCAUCUCGUCAGCCGAUUCCAGUGCGAUAUGAGAUGAAGGGCUAUAAUACACUUUUGGGAUCCCAUUAUGAUCAUUACUAUUUGGAUUAUGAGACUUACACAAUUGACACUAUUCCCAAUGAGGUUUUCGAAAUCAGUCCAGAUAUGCCAUGUGUCAGCUUCCCAGGACCUGGAGUCGGACAUUAUGCCACAUUCAAUCCCAUGCAGGAGUUUGUUCAUCCCACCAGUGAUCACCAUGUUGAAAUGGAAUUCAAAAGGUUCAAGAGCAAGCAUGGAGUUCGGUACACGAACGCCACAGAACAUGAAUUCCGUAAAAAUAUCUUCCGCCAAAAUCUUCGUUACAUCCACUCAAAGAAUCGUGCUAAGUUGGGUUAUUCCUUGGCUGUUAAUCAUUUGGCCGAUAAGACCGAGGACGAAUUAAAAGCUCGACGUGGAUUCAGAUCAUCGGGAGUUUACAAUACAGGCAAACCAUUCCCCUACAGCACCCAGAAAUUGAAGGACAACCUUCCAGAGCAAUUCGAUUGGAGACUACUUGGAGCUGUAACUCCUGUCAAGGAUCAAUCGGUUUGCGGUUCAUGCUGGUCCUUUGGAACAGUUGGUGCAAUUGAAGGCGCGUUUUUCCUCAAGAACGGCGGCAACUUGGUCCGACUCUCCCAACAGGCUUUAAUCGAUUGCUCCUGGGAAUACGGCAACAAUGGCUGCGAUGGUGGCGAGGAUUUCCGUGCCUACCAAUGGAUGAUGAAGAACGGAGGCAUUCCCACUGAAGAAGACUACGGCAGCUACUUGGGUCAAGAUGGUUUGUGUCAUGCCGAUAGUGUUCCAAAAGUUGCCAAGAUCACAGGAUUCGUCAACGUCACCUCGAACGAUCCUAAUGCCUUUAAAAUUGCUCUAAUCAACAAUGGACCGUUGUCAGUGGCCAUUGAUGCAGCACACAAGAGCUUCAGUUUCUAUUCACAUGGAGUGUUCUAUGAACCUGAAUGUAAGAAUGACAUUAACGGUCUUGAUCAUGCAGUUUUGGCGGUUGGUUAUGGAAAGAUCAAUGGUGACGAUUAUUGGUUAGUUAAGAAUUCAUGGUCUACCUAUUGGGGUAAUGAUGGUUAUGUUCUGAUGUCGGCUAAGGAUAAUAACUGUGGAGUUAUGACUACACCAACUUAUGUAGAAAUAGCAUAAGAUCAACAAUGGCGAUGAUCGAAGAUAUGCCAAAGCUUAGAUAGGUUUUAAAAUGUACAAGUCAUUUUUUUAAUAUACGAAAAUAAACAAAAAGGUUUUAAUCAAA